Molecule: messenger RNA, 1194 nt
Organism: Schistocerca gregaria
Lineage: Eukaryota; Metazoa; Arthropoda; Insecta; Orthoptera; Acrididae
Exons: 1
Coding region: 1-1194 (397 amino acids)
Molecular function (GO): RNA binding
Source: RefSeq, a predicted model, not a curated record
AUGUCGGUUCGGUCGACGAUUUUGGAAGGUGCGGGGAUAGAAAGAGAGGCUCUGCCCGAUAGUUUGAACUCGUUUUUUGGUCUGAGUUCCACUGUCAGUGAUGGAGGUGUUCGAGAGCGCGCGACGUCGCUCGAUUUCGGUCAGCUGGACGCCGCGUUCGACGGCGACUCGAACCAGCGAAAGCUGGCGAGCGCCGGGCUCCGGCUCCUGGCGCUGAGGAACAGGAAGAGGGAUCUUCAAGCUGGGUUGGAUGACGCGCCCGCGGCAGGCACUUCGCCAAAGCGCAGGAAGAGAAGUUCUGGACCGUCGAACGCGGAAGACGAGGGCGAAGAAAGUCACCGGUCGAGUGGGCAAGAGGAGGCCGCGCCUUCCCCCGACUCGCUCGCCGAUCGCGCGAAAAAAGAGAUGGAAGAAAAAAACAAACGUACGAUCUUUGUUGGCAACGUGGCGAUUGACACCAAAAAAAAAGAGUUGAAAAAAUUUUUUUCGGUGUUUGGAACCGUCGAAUCGAUCCGCUAUCGUGGCAUCACGGUGUUGAAGCCCAACGUCAAGAGGUAUUGCAUCAUGAGAAAUCAGCUUCACCCUGAGAGGGAAUCGAUGCACGCCUAUGUUGUGUUUAAGGACAACGAUAGUGCGAAACGAGCACUCAAAGCCAACUGGACUGAGUUUCGGGGAAGACACAUCCGCGUCGACUUGGCUGAGAAGCGACCGACCAAAAAAGAGGACUAUUGGAACUGCGUCUAUGUCUCCGGGCUGCCGCUGAUGGCGGAGGAAGAAGACCUUUACGAAAUAUUCAAAGUUUGUGGCGAAAUUUCUAACGUUCGAAUUGUUCGCGACCGCUAUUACAAAGUCUCCAAGGGCUAUGGAUAUGUGCAAUUCAACACCAGGAGAGGCAUGUAUCAGGCUUUGAAUAUGUCCAAGAAGGUCAAAUACAAAGGAAAACUCGUCCACAUCACGCUGGCGACGCCCAAUUCGAAAGUGUUUGGCAAAAAAAAGCGAAUUUUAGAGCUUCGCAAAAAAGCGAUGGAAGAAAAGCGUAAUGCCAAGGCAAGCAGGCACCGUCAAGACGGCCGCGCGCCAGAGGCGCCGUCCGGCCGCAAGGCAAAAUUGAAAACUGAUCGAAGACCCCCAAAGACUAAAGAGCACUUGAAGCCUCGUUUCACUCAAAAGACGAAACGCGGAAAAAAAACUUGA